Molecule: messenger RNA, 516 nt
Organism: Anopheles maculipalpis
Lineage: Eukaryota; Metazoa; Arthropoda; Insecta; Diptera; Culicidae
Gene: Ufc1
Product: ubiquitin-fold modifier-conjugating enzyme 1
Exons: 4
Coding region: 7-516 (169 amino acids)
Biological process (GO): protein K69-linked ufmylation
Cellular component (GO): cytoplasm
Molecular function (GO): UFM1 conjugating enzyme activity
Source: RefSeq, a predicted model, not a curated record
CUCAACAUGGUUGAUGAUGGAACGCGUAAAGCGCUGAGUGGCAUCCCGCUGCUCAAAACGAAAGCAGGCCCGAGAGAUAAGGAGCUGUGGGUGCAACGAUUGAAGGAGGAGUACCAGGCACUAAUUAAGUACGUGCAAAAUAACAAAGCCUCAGACAUGGACUGGUUCCGGUUAGAGUCGAACAAGGAAGGUACGAAAUGGUUCGGCAAGUGUUGGUACAUGCACAAUCUACACAAGUACGAGUUCGAUGUGGAGUUUGAUAUUCCAAUCACGUAUCCGACAACAUCGCCCGAAAUUGCACUACCAGAGCUGGACGGUAAGACGGCCAAAAUGUACCGGGGCGGUAAAAUCUGUCUGACCGAUCACUUCAAACCGCUGUGGGCGAGAAACGUGCCCAAAUUCGGUAUUGCACACGCAAUGGCCUUAGGGCUAUCCCCCUGGUUAGCGGUAGAAGUCCCAGAUCUAAUAGAGAAAGGCAUCAUAUCGUAUCAAGAAAAAGGAGCAUCAUCCGGCUAG